Molecule: messenger RNA, 1564 nt
Organism: Eublepharis macularius
Lineage: Eukaryota; Metazoa; Chordata; Lepidosauria; Squamata; Eublepharidae
Exons: 2
Coding region: 94-1368 (424 amino acids)
Source: RefSeq, a predicted model, not a curated record
CUCAAGUCCUCAUCACCUCGCUUGACUUUUGAGCUCUUCAGAAAAUCUGGUAAGUUGGAGCAUCCCUUGGAUUGAACCAUCUCCUAAACCACAAUGAUGUCCUCCAGCGGUGGGCGGAAUGAAUGCUAUGCCAGCUGCCCUGCAUCCACAGUGACAAUACAGCCACCACCAUUUGUCCUGACCAUCCCAGGACCUGCACUCUAUUGUCCUAACCAACCAUUUGGCAUUGAACAAUACAAUCCGUGUGCGGGAGUUGGAUAUGGCAGCUUGGGAGGCAGUGGGGGAGAUUUUGGUGGUGGCCGUGCUCUGGGUAGUAGUGGAGGUUUGGGCAUUGGUGGCAGUAUGGGGAGUGGUGGAAGCUUUGGUGGUGGCCGUGGUCUGGGGGGCCUGGGUGGUCUGGGUGGUAGUGGUGGAAGUCUGGGUGGCCGUGGUAGUGGAAGUUUGGGUGGCCGUACUAGCAGUGGUGCUGGAUUAGGAGGUAGUGGUCUGAGUGGAAGUGGUUUUGGCACUGGUGGUAUCAGCAGAGGUGGCUCAGCAGGAGGUCUUGGCGGUAGUGGUGGUAGACGCGGGUCAACUGGGUCAACUGGCAGCAUAACUGGUGGUAUUGGUGGUGGUCGUGGCAGCACAGGUGCAUCAGCAGGAGGUCUGGGUGGUAGUGCAGGUAGACGAGGAUCUGCUGGAUCAGGUGGCAUUGUAAGUGGGGGAGUUAGUGGUGGUCGUAUCAGCAGGGGUCCAUCAACAGGAGGCAUGGGUGGUAGUACUGGUAGACGUGGAUCCACUGGAUCAGGUGGCAGCUUAAGUGGUGGCAUUAGUGGUGGUCGUAUCAGCAGUGGUCCAUCAGCAGGAGGCAUGGGUGGGAGUACUGGUAGACGUGGAUCAGCUGGAUCUGCUGGAUCAGGUGGCAGCUUAAGUCGUGGCAUUGGUGGUGGUCGUAUCAGUACAGGUGCAUCAUCAGGAGGUAUGGGUGGCAGUUUUGGGGGUGGUGUCUCCGGAGGAGGUUUAAGCCGUAGAGGCAGAAGAUACAGUGGUUCUGCAUCCGGUGGCCGAAGAUACACCAGCAGUUCCUAUGGUGGCCGAGGAUUCGGUGGCAGCUUAUCUGGUGGCAGAACCUACAGUAGCAGUGGAUUUGGAGGAGGAUAUGGUGGAGCAGUACCUGGAGGAAUCAGUUAUGGUGGAAGUGGAUAUGGUGGCAGUGGUUAUGGCACCUGUGGCUAUGGUAGCUGUGGAUACGGUGAUGGUGGAUAUGGUGGCAGUAGAUAUGGGGGAAUCAGAUAUGGUGGCUUUCCUGGUGGAGGCUACACCAGUGCUGAGACUGCCAUGGCACUGCUGCCAUGCAAUUCGCGUGGCUCCUCAUACUACUUUUAUUGAACCUGAUGGAAAUAACCCCAACAGAUGUUGGAGAAAGAAAAAUGAAGCUUGGACUUAUGACAAUGGACUUCAGAAGUGUCCUUGAACCUGCUGAGACUGACCUGAUUGUUCAGUAUUUCUACACUUGAAUUGCAAGCACGCAUUUUCUGUCCCACGUUGGAACAUGAGAAUAAAGAAACUCACGAUCGUUUCCUCC